Messenger RNA from Hemisphaericaspora subhashii, 2988 nucleotides. It is a transcript of the gene CWH43, whose product is annotated as Cwh43p. The transcript has a single exon. Lineage: Eukaryota; Fungi; Ascomycota; Pichiomycetes; Serinales; Debaryomycetaceae. Gene Ontology annotation, biological process: fungal-type cell wall organization; GPI anchor biosynthetic process. Gene Ontology annotation, cellular component: endoplasmic reticulum. The record is from RefSeq and is a predicted model, not a curated record. The coding region runs from base 1 to 2988 and encodes 995 amino acids.
AUGUCAGAUAAAGAACAAUUGAAUCCAGUAUCAAUUGAUACGGAAAAGACAGAAGUAUUUAGGUUCAACGUUAGUAUAAUUUCCUAUUUACAUUCAAUCUUUGCCCUUUCAUCAUUUUUAGCUGCAUUAGCAGUUGGAUCUUAUUUACAUUAUUAUAAAAUUGUCCAGAAUGCGUCUUAUGGAUAUCCUGAUGAAUGGUUCCCUAGUGUAUCUGCCACAAUUGGUGAUAGAUAUCCUGAAAGAUCAGUAUUUCAAAUUAUAAUUGCUUUAACUGCCGGUCCAAGAUUUUUGUUAUUAUUAUUUGAUUUUAUUGUUUUAUUUAGAUCGAAAUCAUAUUUACCUUAUAUUACUUUAAUUUCUGGUGUUUUAAGAACAUUCAUGGCUGGAGGUUGGAUGUAUAUCACAUCCACUGAUGAUCAUGAUGCUCAUGAUGUCUUUAUGAUUGCAUAUAUGGUCUUAACUAUUCCUUGGACAGUUGGUAUGACUUUAUUAUCGCCAAGAAAUACAUUUCAAAGAAAAGCAAGAUUUUAUAGUGCAGUUGCAUUUUUUGGAACAAUUGGACCCUUGAUUUAUUGGUUUAUUCAACAUAAAGUUCAUGUUAGACCAGGUGCGUAUUCAAUCUAUGCUUAUUUUGAAUGGGGGUUAAUCUUUUUGGAUAUUCUUUUUGAUUCUUGGUCCGCAAUUGAUUUUUCAAAAUUGGAUAUCAUUGUUAGUGGUCAUGGAAUUGAAUUGAUUCCUGGGCAAAAAAAAAAGCCUAUUGAAAUUUCAUCAACAACUAAAACCACUGUUAUCGAUACAGAAGAAGAAGAUUUAUUUACAAAUUUUGAAGGUAUUUGUAAUGUAAUGAAUUCAUUUAUUUAUUGGUCAGUAGUAACUUCUUUAUUUUUAUGUGUUUGGUAUUUCCCAUUAUGGCAUAUGGGACUUUCCGGUUAUGAAGCCGUGAUUAUUUCCAUGUUUUUAUCUCCAUUAUUUACAAUUAUUCCAUAUUUUAGAAACUUAUUAGCUAAAUAUCCAUCAUUUACAAGAAUUUCAACUGUUAUUUUCGGAAUUGGGGCAUAUAAAGUCCAUGAUCCAGAACAAAGAUUAUUAACAAUAACUAUUGGAACAUCAUUUGCUGUGUUAUCAUUAGUGGUUGAAUUUUGGGCAUUAUCAAAUAAUAAUCAACCUAAGAAAUUACAUUCUUAUAUUAUUUCAAUUAUGGUUGGAUUAUUAACAACUUCUAUAUUUAAAUAUUUGUGUUAUUCAAAUAAUCCAAUUUGGCCAAUUAUGCAUAAAGAAAAUGGAGGAUAUAAUAACUUGGGUAUCUUUUUAGGAUUGGUGCUAGCAACUUUCACACCAUCCGUAUUUAAACAAGAGCCUCCCAAGAUCUCAUCAUCGAAAGAAAAGAAAGAUGUCAAACAACAACAACAACCGGAAAAACAAACCACUAUCAAAAAGAUUAGUGGAUCUAUGUUUUUGGCCGGAUUAGGAUUUGGGGGAUAUUAUUUCUCCAUCACUUCCUUCUUGACCGAUUCUGGUACUUUAGCAACUUGGACAUGGGAAGGAUAUCCAAUCAGGGGUCCAACUCCCGUCACGGGGGCAUUAUUCCAUUUCGGUGCAUUUAUCAUUGCAUUAAUCGUCAUUCUCAAAAAACAUCCAAGUGCGUUCAGCGGAUUAAGUUAUAACAUUGUUGUUGGUGGAGGUAGUGCAUUAUUAAUGUAUCAAUUGAAAGGAUGGGCUGGAUAUGCCGGGGCAGUGGUUUAUACAUUUUGGUUAGUUUCCGUUGGACCUAUUAUUUGGCAAUCUAUGGCGGGUUACAAUCCUGCUAUUUCUUUCUUUUGGGGAUUUUUGGUGAAUAUUGUACUUUCAUUAGCUAGUGUUUGGAUCGUUGCUUAUGCGUUUGUGCCUGGUGGACCAUUACUUCGUGAAAGAACUGAUAUCAUAUUGGGAACUUCAUUUGGAUGUAUUUUAUUAGGAGUGGUGAAUUAUAAUUUAAGAAACAAGUCCACAUCUGACACAUUCAUAAAAGUCAAUUAUUUCAGUUGUAAAGCAUUAAAACAAUUUUGUAUUUUGUUAACCAUCUUAUCCGCGUUAACAAUCACAAUCUUUAUCAAAAGAUAUCCAACCGAACCAUACCAACCCUAUAAUGAAGAAUCCAAAUCCUUCAAUGCCGGGAUUUGGUGUGUCCAUUUCGGUCUCGACAAUGACAUGUGGUCUUCCGAAACCAGAAUGAAAACCUUAAUCGAAGAAGCCGAAUUAGAUAUAGUUGGAUUAUUAGAAACCGAUACUCAACGAUUAAUCGGUGGGAAUCGAGAUUUUACCCAAACAAUAGCAGAAGAAUUAGGAAUGUAUGCCGAUUAUGGCCCGGGUCCAAAUAAACAUACUUGGGGAGCCGCAUUAUUAUCCAAAUUCCCAAUUAUUGAAUCUACUCAUCAUUUAUUACCAUCACCGGUGGGAGAAUUAGCCCCUGCGAUUCAUGCGACUUUGGAUAUAUUUGGAGAAUUAGUGGAUGUGGUUGUUUUCCAUUCGGGACAAGAGGAAGAUAUUGAGGAUCGGAGAUUACAGAGUUUGGGAGUGCAGGAAAUCAUGGGGAAUUCGACCCGUCCAUUGGUGUUGUUGAGUUAUUUGGUGACUGAACCUUUGAAGGGGAAUUAUAAUACUUAUGUCAGUGAAAAAUCAAGAAUGUAUGAUAUUGAUAAUACUGAUUGGGAUAGAUGGUGUGAAUAUAUUUUAUUUAGAGAAUUGAAAAAGGUUGCCUAUGCUAGGAUUUCAAGAUCAACUAUUACUGAUACUGAGUUACAGGUUGCAAAAUUUAAAUUAUUAACUGAAGAAGAAAAGAAUGAUGAGGAUAAAGGAUUUUAUUAUGGGAAUAAUUUUGUUGAUGAGAAUGAAAUUCCUGAAAAUUUAAGAAUGCCACAAUUGUUUAGAGGUGAUGGGGUUAGGGGUCAUAGAUAUCAUGUAUUUGAUGAACCUAGAUAUUUUGCCCAAGAGAAAUCACAAGUGAGAUAA